Messenger RNA from Chelonoidis abingdonii (Abingdon island giant tortoise), 1314 nucleotides. It is a transcript of the gene DSN1, whose product is annotated as DSN1 component of MIS12 kinetochore complex. Gene Ontology annotation, cellular component: MIS12/MIND type complex. Gene Ontology annotation, biological process: cell division; chromosome segregation. The record is from RefSeq and is a predicted model, not a curated record. Lineage: Eukaryota; Metazoa; Chordata; Testudines; Testudinidae.
GCGCUGGGCGCCUGCGCGCCUGCGGCCGGGCUGUUUGAGUGAGCGCAGAAGGCGGCAGGGAUGGAGACGGAGACGGAGGAAUUCGGGCGGGGCCGGACCCAAGAAGCUUGGCUACAGGAAACACAGCUGCAGAAUACCCCCCAACAGAACCUCCUCGGUGUUGAAGAUGGAAAGAACAGUGGUGGGACACAAGAAUGUGGCCCGAGUGAGGAGAAAGUGGAGCCUGAACACUUUUCAGAGCCAAACAAAGUUAUUAGUCCUGGGCCUGGAAACAAGGCUAACGUGAGAGCAAGUCCCAAUGACAAAGUCAGAGCGGCUACCAGGAAAAGGUCUUGUCCUAGUCCUAGCCCCAAGAAAGCUGCCUGGAGUCCCACUCCCAAGAGGAUAUCUCCCUGGAGAGGCAGUCCCAGGAAAGGCCUCACUUCAAGUUCAUUUAACUUGUCCCCAAGGGCACUUGCCAUUAGCCCACAAAUCACACGUCGCUCUUGGUCUCGCUCCAGUCUGAAGGGAACCAACCGCCGGAAGUCGCUGCCUCCUUUCCAUCAGGAUGUCACUGAGCUGAGCAAAUCAAUCAGCCUUGAUUUGCCUGAGACUGACAGGCUUUCCAGGCUCCUGCUGUCUAGUUUCCAGUUCUCUGCCCAGAAGCUUCAGCACUUCUUGAAGCAGACUGAUGGCUUCAGCCCUGAGGCUUUUAAAGCAAAUGUGAAUUCAGUUUCAGAAGAGCUAAUGCGUUGCACAGAGAGACUGAAACUAGAUGGAACGCUAAAGAAAUGUACAGAAGAGCUGAAAGGUAUUUUAUCAGACCCUGCACUAAAUGCAUCAUUGACCCAGAUGAAGGACUAUAUAAACAGGUUCACUACAGAGUCUCAAACUUGGGAUCAGCUUUUACUGAGUUUCCAGAAAAGUGCAGAAGAAAUGUCCAGACAACUGGAGCGGUGCAAGACGAAUGACAUGCAAGUGGAGCCUGCUAGUUAUCUCGGAGCAUCACAGGCCAAAGUUCUCAGUAGCAAGCCUAACUAUCAGAAAAUACUAGAUAGCCAGGGUGAGGUCUUUGACUGCAUGGAGCUUAUGCUGGAUGAACUGCAGCAGGCAGUGAAGUUGUUGCAGGCGUUCACAGAAGACAGUACACAGUACCUCCGGAAUCUGUCAGAGCAACUUGCAUCAAGGACUUUUCAGCACCUGGAAAACUCACCAAUUCGGAAACUACUCAAAGUUCCCCUAAAGAAGCCACCUGUCAGCCAAGGCCAGCAGCCCCCUGAGGGCUAAACACGGACUUGCAUGGGACAGUCAUUGCUCCUUUGCCCUUAUUACCUU